This is a messenger RNA of Macrobrachium nipponense, 2115 nucleotides long. It is a transcript of the gene Nup50, whose product is annotated as nuclear pore complex protein Nup50-like. NCBI's taxonomy places the organism in Eukaryota, Metazoa, Arthropoda, Malacostraca, Decapoda, Palaemonidae. Gene Ontology annotation, biological process: protein import into nucleus. The record is from RefSeq and is a predicted model, not a curated record. Gene Ontology annotation, cellular component: nuclear pore.
ACUGACAUUCUAAAUCUCGAGCGCCAUUCGUACCAUAAUAAAUGUGUGACUCGCGACCACUACUCUAGUCCCAUCGCUGCCGCCUUUUUUAUUAUCGCUUUAUUUUCGAAGUCUCGCCCGUCUAUGGUGUAAAAGGGUCCGAAUCUUCCGACUCGUCUGGUGUCUCCAGGACCCCAACUGAACUCUCUACCCUUCUCCCCCCCGAGUGGUGCCAAGGACUUGUCCAAGCUAUCUCCAACUCUUUAGUGUUAGCUCAUCCGUGUAUGAAGCUCCCAUAAUUUCUCUAUGGGAAAAAUGGCAAAGCGCACAGCAACAAGAGAGCUGACCCAUGACAACUGGGAAGCAGAAGAAGAACGGGAGGAAAUGGGGACAUUUCGACAGGCUUCGGAAGAACAGCUGGCAACCAGAAAGAUCAAGACUGCGCGGCGACGGGGCACAAUGGGGAAGCGGGAGCACCUUCAGUAUUCAAGGGGAUGUCAGUCUUCUCUAGUUUUAAUUCCUCUUCAACGACCUCUGCUGCGCCUUCCUUUUAAUUUCUUGAACAGCAUCUCAAAGGAAAGUUCGGACAAUUCAUCAAGUAAGCUGAACUCUAAUUGUGAUCCCACGCCGGAAAAGACGUCGCAGCCUCUAAAAGUGACGCAAGAUUCAGCACUGUCCAAUGCCAAGGGAUCAGAAUCAAAACUAAAAGGACCUUUGGAUAACAAAGAGGUUUCAGAAGAAGAAGGAAAGAGUACCGUCUUCUUAACCCAUCUCAAAGCAUUGAAUGAAGGAGUGGUUGUUUGGAUCAAAAAGCAUCUAGAUAAAAACCCGCACGUCAACCUUACGCCUGUGUUUGACGACUAUAAAAAGCAUUUUUCAGAGUUGCUGAAGAAAUAUCCACCGGAGGAAGGUUCCUCCAAGGAAUCUGAGGGAGCUUCAUCAACAAAUUCUUCUAAAAAGGAUCUAGCAGUUGGAAAAGAAAACACUCCAGUAGUGCCAGAAGUGUCGAAAGAAACUACAACAGUCAAGCCUUUCACUUUUGGCCUUCAGACUACAGCAGCAGAAAAGCCAGCCGAAAGUGUCAAAUCCAUAUUCACCUUUGGGUCAAAUUCUAAUGACAGCGAAAAGAAGGCCGCUCCUAUGUUUACUUUCACAGGGUUCGGUAAUAGUUCCCAAAAAUCAGAGGGAUUAUCUUUUGGAAAUUCAAAUAGCAACAGCAGUAGUUCUGGUUUAUUUGGUGGGUUUAACUCCUCUUCUACAAAAGAUGGUAACACAGGGUUUAGCUUUGGAGUAGGCAGUACGUCAGCUACGUCGGAGAAUAAAGACGAUGGGGACAAGACAGAAGAGGCUAGUGAUGAGCCACCAAAAGUAGAGGUGAAUGAGGUAAAGGAAGAAGGUGCGUUUUAUGACAAGAAAUGCAAGUUAUUCUAUAUGAAAGAUGGAGCAUAUGUUGACAGAGGUGUAGGCACAUUAUAUCUUAAAAAGGUAGAUGAAAAAACUCAGUUAUUGGUUAGAGCUUACACAAAUCUAGGAAAUAUAUUACUUAACAUUGUUCUCAAUAACUCUGUACCGGCUGUUCGCGCGGGAAAGAAUGGCGUAAUUAUAGUGUGCGUUCCUAAUCCUCCCAUAGAAACUGAUGCCGAAAAAGCAAAGGAGCCAACUAAGAUGUUAAUUCGUGUGAAAACCACUGAGGACGCUGAUGCGCUAUUAGAGAAGAUACAGGAGAAUAAGAACUAAAUGGAAUUAGGAUAUAAUUGGCAUUUUCUGAUCUUUGAACGUUUUCGCUCUCCCGUAAAUUGUGCAUUUUGUGAGAAUACAUUAUGUUGCAAUACAUUAGUGUAUGUGGCUGUUUUAUUGUGUAACUGACUUUGGGGGUUAUUCAAGUACUUUUAAUGACAACACAUUGAAAUUGAUGACAACACAUUGAAAGUGGAAUUGAUUUUACAUGUUGUGUUGCUAUUUCAUUUUAUCUUUCAUUUAAUGUUCUUCAAAUUUGUAAUUGCAGAUUUUUUUUUAUACUCAGACUUCAGAAAAAAUCAGAUUAUGGCAGGAGACGGAAAGACUACUUGAAAUUUUUAAUUAUGGUUUAAGUAUUAGGCAUGAUGGUGUAUACUAAAUAUAUUCUUUUUGAUGAUA